AUGGCCUCCGCAACGCAAACCGCUGGCGACAGCGAGCAGCUCGCUGCUGCACACGGCAAAGACGACUCUGCGAGCACCGCCCGGCGGCUCUCGUCGCAGACCUUACCGCAGACCGCACCUCCGGCCCUCGGCGCAACGCUGCAUCGCCUCCCCAACAACCCCGCAUUCGGUAGCGCCGCCUCUCUCUCCUCCUUCUCCUACCCUGUCAGCGCCGGCAGGGAACACGGCGAAAAGGCCGACCUGAAGCGCCCGCUGACCGACAUUGAGAUCCUUUCGUCCGUCCCGCCGCAGGUGCUGCAUCUGUUGGCACUGCUCGCACCGGUCAUUCACGCGCUCACCGUGCUCAUCCGCCUCGGCAGCUGGACCGCCGGUCCGCACACGUCCUCCGCCAGUAUCCUCUUACUCAUUGCCUGGUGGGCCGUGUGCACGUACGCCUACCCCGUCCUCCGCUACGCUCCCCAGGCGCUCCCGCUCGCAGCGAUCGCGUGGUACUACCUCCGCCUGCAUGUUGCGCCGUUGCGGCGUCGUGCGAACAAGGCCGGGAGCGAGCGCGGACAGGCAAGCAUCAACGGUGUCGUCGGCGGCGACUCGGUCAGCUUCGCCUCCGCCACCCACGGAAGCCGCGAGCUCCGCGUGCACAACGCCGGUACGAUCAGCGAGACGAUCCGGCAGGUGGAAGAGCUGGCAGACUUCUUUGGGAGCGCAUUCAACCUGCUCCUGCGUCCGAUCAAGUCGCUGCUCGACUGGUCCGACCCGUCAGCCACGCUGGCGACCAUUUCGUUCCUGCUCGUGACGUACCCGUUUUACCUGCUCUGCUUCCUGCCGUGGGAGCAGCUUGGCCUGCCGCGCGCCCGUAUCCUCGUCCUCCCCGGCAGCAGCAUCUGGAGCCUGCUCGGCGCCGCGGUGGCGCGUGGGUGGUGCCUCGGCCGCAUGCUGCUGCUGAACACCGAGUUGCUCGCGCGCGGUCUGCUCAGCCAGGACUCCACGGGUGCUGCGCUGCUCGCGCGCGCCGACGCCGCCGCGCUCCACGCACAGCAGCACUGGCAUGCGCUCGCCACGCAUCCGCUCUCGCAGCGCCUCGCCGAGCUGCUCCACAUCGCCAGCUUGCACUCGCUCCGCAUCGCGCAGUAUGUCGCCGUUCGUUUCAGCAGCGGUUCCGCGUCAUCGUCCGCGGCACGCGCAGCAUUCAUCAUCCCGCUCGCGCCGCCAUACCCCUUCUUCUCGCUCACCAUCUCCUCUGCCUUCUUCUGGCUCGGCACGCUCCUCCUCACCUGGUCUUCUCCCUGUGCCGCACUGCUGCGCCACGCGCUCUGGCGCUCCGCGCUCGUCCGCUUCCUUGCGCGCCGCGCGCUGCACGCGCUGACAUUCGGCCACUGGGCGUACACUGAUGAGCACGGCCGCGACCGGAUGCGCUUCUACCACUUGCACGACAUUCUCUUCGGCGCGGCGAGCGCGCGCACGCACGUCGCAACAGCAGCUGCCGCUGUUGUUGGCUCUGGCCCCGGUGGUGCGGCGGCGGCUGGAGAAGGCGGCCUGGAGCUCGACCCAUUCCAGAUUUCCACCAGUCCGCUGCCGACACCGCAGUUGCGCACCGCCGAGUUGGCGACGACAGAUGCGGUGGCAAUGGCGGGAACGGCGGCGGCCGGUACCAACGGUGCGGAGAAGAAGAUCGAGCGGCACGAGGAUGUCGUAUAUCAGUUCUCCAUCUUUGAGAAUCAGAGAUGGUGGGUCGGUCUCGACUGGACGGCUGCGCUCUUACCACAGGAGCGACCGAGCUGGGCAGACGAGCAGAACAACCCCGUCUCACCUCCUCCAUCCUUCUCUUUACCGCCUGCGAAACUAACGCUGACGCCGACGCCGACAACGGCGAAUCCGCGCGCGCACACACGGCGCCUCGUCAAGUGGCAGUGGAUCGACCCAGAGUGGACCGUCGCUGGCGCAGGGUUCAUCACCGCUGCCGAGGGUAUCGCGUCUCCCAACAGUGCCUCGCUGUCCGCCAGCCUCACGUCCAACUGGAGCGAGAGUCUCCGCGGGCGCUUUGGCAGGUCUGGCGGCGCCGGCCCCGCAGGCAGCCCGCCCACAUCCCCGACCAAGGCGGCCAACGCUGGCAGCAGCGCCCAGACGCUCGAUGCGCUGUCCACCUUCACCGGCAGCGCGGGUGAAGACGGUAGCGGUGCGGAUACGCUGAACGUCGAUCCUGAUGGAUGGCAGUACGGUGACAAUGCAUGGGACAAGAUGAGCAAGAAGGCUGGACUUGGCAGAUACACGCGUCGCAGGAGGUGGGUGCGUAGGGCCGCGCUCGUCGAGGUCGUCGAGAGGGGCUACACGCCCAAGGAUGAGGAAGGGGCGACAGCGGCGAAAAAGUAG
Tilletiaria anomala UBC 951 is the source of this 2367-nucleotide messenger RNA. RefSeq lists its product as uncharacterized. Bases 1 to 2367 code for a protein of 788 amino acids. The transcript has 2 exons. Gene Ontology annotation, cellular component: peroxisomal membrane. NCBI's taxonomy places the organism in Eukaryota, Fungi, Basidiomycota, Exobasidiomycetes, Georgefischeriales, Tilletiariaceae. Gene Ontology annotation, biological process: peroxisome organization. The record is from RefSeq and is a predicted model, not a curated record.